Molecule: messenger RNA, 1987 nt
Organism: Phoenix dactylifera (date palm)
Lineage: Eukaryota; Viridiplantae; Streptophyta; Magnoliopsida; Arecales; Arecaceae
Product: cinnamoyl-CoA reductase-like SNL6
Molecular function (GO): oxidoreductase activity, acting on the CH-OH group of donors, NAD or NADP as acceptor
Source: RefSeq, a predicted model, not a curated record
AAAUUUCCGUCAACCUCAUUGCAGCUUUGACCAAUAACACCGGUCCGGUCUGAACAAGACAACUGGCUCCAGCUCUGAAGGUACCAGUCUGACGCAUUGCGCACGUUCAUCGUACAGCCAUUCCGGCAUUGCAUUUAAUAACCAUUGGUUUUCUUUCCUUUUUGCGCGAGGAGGAAGGAGACAAGGCGCGGCAGCAACAAAACACUGCACCAUUAUUACCAUCAGUCGGCAAUUGCACUUGCCUCAUGCCACAGGCUACUUACAGCACCAAAAUAGUGCGCAUCCACCCCCCACUCCAAAUUACAGAAAUACCACCAUUCCAACGACGGACUCGACCGGCAAUCUAUCUCGAAUGGAAUAUAAAAUAUAUAGGAGCACUAAAUUCGCUAUGCGGUUCUUGGACCAGGCAAAAGACCCCCAGUCCACCACCCGUGUUCCUCCACCAAACAAGAUAGAAUUAAACUCCGAGUGAAACCCGCGUGUCCGUUUCCACCAGUCCCGUCUCUUUCGUGGUCCAGCCCAAACAAGUAAUGCUCUUACGGUCUCUCUCUCUCUCUCGUAGUGGUGGUGGGGUCCGUGGGGGUAGCGGCCGGGUAGCCGGCACGCACGCUCUCCUACCAAACCCUUCAUUGAUUUGUUGGCGUCCCUCCCAAGUCCCAAUACAGCUGACAACCACCUCCCUCUAACCGUCUCCUCACACGCCCUUCUAAAGCUUUCUCCCCCUUUUAUAAAUCCCAACUCCCCCUUCUCCAAUCCUUACCUCCUCCUCUACAAUCCCUCACUCUCUCUUGCUCUCUCCCUCAAGCUCGAUCUAGAAGUUCGGGAAAAGAAGGAAAAGGAAGUGGAAAACUCUUUCUAGGAUGGCGCCAGUUUCCUUCCACCAUAGCUCGAAGACCGUCUGCGUGAUGGAUGCGUCGGGCCGGCUCGGCGUGUCGCUAGUCCACAAGCUCCUACAAAGAGGAUACAUCGUCCAUGCAGCUACUUAUAAUCAUGGUGGCGAAUUGCAUGGCUUGAAGGGGUUGUUGUCGUGCGAUAACGAGCGGCUUAAGGUGUUCCGAACGGACCCCUUCGACUACCAAAGCCUCGUCGACGCCAUGAAAGGAUGCGCCGGCCUUUUCUACGCGUUUGAGCCUCCCCAAGAUCAAAACUAUGAUGAAUUCAUGGUGGAGGUGGAAGUGAGAUCUGCACAUAAUGUGUUGGAAGCAUGCGCUCGAACGGAGACCAUGGAAAGGGUGGUUUUCACAUCAUCAGUGGCUGCAGUUGUGUGGAAAGAAAAUCACAAAUUAGGCAUGGAUUUUGAUGAGAGGGAUUGGAGUGAGCCCAAUUUCUGUCGAAAAUUCAAGCUGUGGCACGCGCUGGCGAAGACGCAAGCGGAGAAGACGGCGUGGGCGCUGGCGAUGGACCGAGGCGUGGAGAUGGCGUCGGUGAACGCCGGGUUGGUGGUGGGGCCGGACACUUCGCUGGCCAGCCCUUACCUCAAGGGCGCACCGGAGAUGUACGAGGACGGCGUCCUCGUCACCGUCGACCUCAACUUCCUCGCCGACGCCCACCUCGCCGUCUUCGAGACCCCCUCCGCCUACGGUCGUUACCUCUGCUUCAACCGCGCCGUCUGCCGCCCCGAAGACGCCGUCAAGCUCGCCCAGAUGCUCUCCCACGCCUCCCCUUGCCCUCACCCAAGUGAUGAGUUGAGGGUGAUCCAGCAGCGGAUCCAGAACAAGAAGCUGAACAAGGUGAUGGUGGAAUUCGCCGCUGGGACACACCUGGAGGGUUAGCAAAAAAUGGGCAUUUUGAAGAUGAGCGAUAUUAGUUUAUUAUUAUUAUUGAUGAUUAAAGAAAAGAAGAUAUCGAAGAGAGAGAAGAGGGUACGAUGUUGUAAGAGAUUGGAUUUGAUUCCAUAAGCUGAGCGUCGUAAAGGGCCAACAAGAUUGCGGCCUGUAUUUACUGGCUUGUGAAAAAGCAGCAAAGCUUGCGACAACUGGUUUCUCUC